Messenger RNA from Puccinia graminis f. sp. tritici CRL 75-36-700-3, 1707 nucleotides. RefSeq lists its product as uncharacterized. Bases 1 to 1707 code for a protein of 568 amino acids. The record is from RefSeq and is a predicted model, not a curated record. The transcript has 4 exons. NCBI's taxonomy places the organism in Eukaryota, Fungi, Basidiomycota, Pucciniomycetes, Pucciniales, Pucciniaceae.
AUGUACAUUUAUCAUGCUUUGAAUAUCCUGACACUUUCCCCCAAGGAAAAGUGUAACAAUAAGGGGACUGCACCGGUCCCAGCAGCAGAAUUGACCCCUGCUCUAUUGAAAGUUCUGUAUUACAUAGAAUAUUCACCUCGCUACGCCCUUUCGUACUCGAGUAGUAACUCAAAUCAUUUCGAUCUCAACUCGAUAGACAAUUGGCAGGAUCUUCACAAUUUGUCCAACACCGGUCAAUCUAAGGUUACUCCCGUUAAAACUUACUCCGAAGCCGUAUCGGCGUCCGAAGGAACUCGCUCCGAGCCUAAUAAAACUGCUAAAGCGGCCCCUAGGAAACCAAAGAAACAAUUUAAGAGCCCAGAAGAGGUGCCGUCCGAGUGGGACGAGUCCAACUUAUCCUCGAAAUCCGAAACCAGAAAGACGGCAGCAACCGUAGUAAAGAAACCGGUUAAAUCAACUUCUAGACCUAAGACUCUUACCAGUAACGGACCUAUUUCACCUCCAGCGAUUCCAGCUGAGCGACCCGAUUCGGCCGAGAAAUCUCAGGCAACAGCCCUUCCGACUAAAAAGAAGCCGACUGUCCCUGCCAAGUCCAACAAUCCGUUACCGAUCACUGAUCCCUUUAAGAGUAACGAGAAGCCCUCCAAACUCAUCGACAAAGACUCAAUCAGCCAUCUUAGCUUCAAGAAGUUAGAUCGAGAACCUCUAGCUAAGACCGUCAAUAACGCUGCAGAGACCUCGAUCGACCAAGUACCUCGUAAGAAAGAAGCCGCUGUUCGAGUCGAUUCGUUAUCCGAAGCAGCUAAGACGUUGUUGAACGGUCCUGGAACCUUCAAGGAACCUAUUGACCGAUUGACUCAAAAAAGUCUCGAUAAUUACUUUGUUCCGCAAGGCAGAACGGGGGUGAAGCUAAAUCAAGAGUACUUCCGUCGAGCGGAGAAGACGAAGGACGAGGACUUGAAAGUCGUAGCCCUCAGAUCGGCGUCGGAACUCCAAACCGAUCUUCUGCGCUCGAUCACUCAGGAGGAGUUUCAGAAGAUCUUCCACUGGGACCCAAAGUCGGAAUUCGACGAGUACCUGAAUACUCAGAAGGGCCGAACAUUCCUGAAGGAGAGAGGAGCGGAAGUAACGCCGACUCCUCCUCCAGAAGUCCAAAUGCAACCGCCAGAGGCAACUCAGUCUCAGCCUCGCGAUCAACCGACGGAGACGCAUCCUCAGAUGUACUAUCAUCCAAACGGUUGCUACUACCCGUAUCCUCCGACGAAUACGAGCCAGCAGAAUCAGUACUGUCCCCAACAGGAUUACAAUCAGAAUUACUCGACGUACCAACAAGGGUACUACCCACCUCAACAGUGGGUAAACAACCAAGUUCCCCAAAAGGAACAGUCGGUCCCCCAUCAAGAGACGCGAAAGAAGGUGAACGGCCAAGCUCCGAAGAGCAAUCGCAACCGUCCUCGCAACAGAAAGGAAAAGGGACCAAGUUGGGUACCUCCUCCCAACUCCAAUCGAGUCCCUCCGGACUCGAACUCUAUGAGCACCAGGGAAAGACGUCGGCGAGCCCAUCAACUCUCCAUUCACCAGGAGAUGAUAAGACUCAGUCGCACGACGCAGGCUCAAUAUCAAGCUCUAGAGUCUAUGAGAAAUCAGAACGCAGGGGGCGGGAGUCGUCAUCAACCCCGAGAGGACGCACAGACUCCAAGAAAUUAA